UCUCGGUCUGUCUCUCCCCCACUGUCUCUCCCGCGCUUGGUCGCAUGCUCUCGCGCGUGGCUCCCACUCAAUGCAUCAUCUACUUGCUCCCUCGUGAAUAAAUGCCUGCCCUUGGCCGUGAACCGUAUCGUCUUCUCUAGUGCCUCUCCCUAGACUUUGCCACUUUCGACUCGUCACCGCGCGACUACCCGAUAUGUCUGAGGAAUCCGCCGCGCAAUCCGGGACCGGCCCGGAUCGCCCGUCCAGCCACAAUGGAACCUUCGUGGAGGACGUCUCCCCCGGUGGGGUGGACGCGGAGUCGAAGAAUGCUGGUGCCAGAGAUCAGGCGCCGUCGCAGUCGCAAUCGGGCUCCAGUGUAUCUGCGGUCGCCCACAGUAGCCCGAAGAAACGUCGCAAGGUGAAUCAUGCAUGUGUCUAUUGUCGGCGCUCGCAUAUGACUUGCGACUCGGAACGUCCCUGUACGAGAUGUAUAAAGCGCAAUAUCGGUCACCUCUGCCAUGACGAACAGCGCGAACCGUCGAAGCCCGCCCGCAGUGAACCAGACCAUUCCGCCACCGAGGACGACACCGCUGCGUCUACCCGGUUCGGCAACGGCCUCCCCACCAUGUCUCGCAACGUGGACGUCUCCGAUGCUGCUGGUCAGCAGAUGCUCCCCGAGGGCAUACCUCCGGCGUCGGUCAACUCGGUGCAGCCGGGCGAAAUUCUCCCGUCGGGCAACCAAGGCCUUGUGCCCAACAACCAGUCGGUGCUUGGUUACAACGAAUGGGUUGGGAACCAGAGUCAAUUCCAGGACAUGCACUCCUUCCAUCCGUCCUACCUCUUCAACGCCCCCGAGGUCACCAACGAAUACAACCUGCUGGGGGACUUCCUGAGCAACAGCCUGCUUGACGACGGGGCCAUGUUCCCCAACGACGAUCUCCACGGCGUCUACUCCGACCCCUCGCUUAUCAACUCCGUGAACAACCUCCGCGGCGGCCAGAACGCCGCCCUCCUCCACCACGCCCAGCCGCCGCAGGUCGCCCUGAACCCGCAGUCCGCGGGCGACGGCAUCCCGGGCCCCAGCGCCACCGUCGGCAACGACAAGGCGCGCGAGACUUACUACCUGACGGCCGCGGACCCCUCGGGCUCCGACCCGCCCGAGGAGCGCAUGAACAAGCUCCUCAAAGCCAAGUACGACGCCGGCCUCUUGCGGCCCUUCAACUACGUCAAGGGGUACGCGCGCCUGAACCAGUACAUGGAGAAGCACAUGCAGCCGUCGUCGCGCCAGAAGAUCUUGCGCCAGCUCGACAAGUUCCGCCCCAAGUUUCGCGAGCGCAUGCACAGUCUCACCGAUAUUGAGCUCAUCCUCGUGGAGAUGUGGUUCGAGCGCAGUCUGAUGGAGUACGAUCGCGUCUUCGCUAGUAUGGCCAUCCCCGCCUGCUGCUGGCGCCGUACCGGCGAGAUCUUCCGUGCCAACAAGGAGAUGGCCGAAUUGAUCGGCGUCCCCAUUGGCAAUUUACGAGACGGCAAUCUCGCCAUCCACGAAAUUAUCGUCGAAGAUCAACUCGUCAGCUACUGGGAGAAAUUCGGCGCCAUUGCCUUCGACAAUACUCAAAAGGCCAUGCUCACCAGCUGUACCCUCAAGAAUCCCUCCUCCACGACGAAUUCUGCCGACGGCAUUCCCUGCUGUUUUUCUUUUACCAUCCGCAGAGACACCCACAAUAUCCCCUCCCUCAUCAUCGGGAAUUUCCUCCCCACGCAACGCAAAAACAACUGAUUCACCCUUCCCCUUUAAACCCGCGUGAUUGAUUCUAGUUCUGUGCCCGGCGCACGGGGCUCUCUUGUGUUUUGUCAUAUCUUACUAUAUUCUAUUCUGUACUGCUGUGUUUACCAUCGUCAUUCAUCUCCUUUUGUAUGUCUGGUUUGGCAGAGGCCGCUUUGCUGUAGCCCGUCAUUGAAUAGUACACUGUACAUGUUUACUACCCGGGUACCUUACCC
Aspergillus candidus is the source of this 1977-nucleotide messenger RNA. It is a transcript of the gene acuM, whose product is annotated as gluconeogenesis transcription factor RDS2. Bases 194 to 1756 code for a protein of 520 amino acids. Gene Ontology annotation, cellular component: nucleus. Gene Ontology annotation, molecular function: RNA polymerase II transcription regulatory region sequence-specific DNA binding; DNA-binding transcription factor activity, RNA polymerase II-specific; zinc ion binding. The record is from RefSeq and is a predicted model, not a curated record. NCBI's taxonomy places the organism in Eukaryota, Fungi, Ascomycota, Eurotiomycetes, Eurotiales, Aspergillaceae. Gene Ontology annotation, biological process: regulation of DNA-templated transcription. The transcript is spliced from 8 exons.